Messenger RNA from Hippoglossus stenolepis (Pacific halibut), 2692 nucleotides. It is a transcript of the gene sh3bp5a, whose product is annotated as SH3-domain binding protein 5a (BTK-associated). The transcript has 9 exons. Gene Ontology annotation, molecular function: protein kinase inhibitor activity. NCBI's taxonomy places the organism in Eukaryota, Metazoa, Chordata, Actinopteri, Pleuronectiformes, Pleuronectidae. Gene Ontology annotation, biological process: negative regulation of protein tyrosine kinase activity; intracellular signal transduction. The record is from RefSeq and is a predicted model, not a curated record. The coding region runs from base 284 to 1636 and encodes 450 amino acids. Gene Ontology annotation, cellular component: cytoplasm.
UGUGUUUGCCUUCCAUACCCGACCAGUGAUCCUGGUCGUGCCAAGUGUGGUGUCACCUCUCCGUGCGUCCUGACGCGCUGCCCCUGGGCACACAGCUCAGCGCUCCGCUCCUUUACGCGCACCCUCUAACGCCUUUAAAAGCCUGGAGCAUGCGAAGUGCCCGGUGUGAAGGUUAGAUAGGGCGGAUCACUGCUGGACACCCCCCGCUGUCCAGCGCAGCACCCGGGGGUCGCGCUUUGUUCGCAGAGAGGACCCUCCUUUUCUUUCUCCAGUAACCCCGAAAAUGGAUCCUUUACGAAACGACAGUAACUGUGAGGAAGAGUCGCAGUGCGCGGAGGAGGAAGAAAAAGUAGAUCCAAGAAUCCAGGGGGAACUGGAGAAGUUAAACCAGUCUACAGAUGACAUUAACCGCUGGGAGAGCGAACUCGAGGACUGUCGUCAGCGGUUUCGCGCUGUGCUGGUGGAAGCAACGGUGAAGCUGGACGAGCAGGCGAAGAGGAUUGGCCGAGCUGUGGAUGACUCCAAACCGUACUGGGAAGCACGCAAAGCAGCAAGACAGGCCCAGGUUGAAGCCCAAAAGGCCACUCAGGAGUUCCAGCGGGCGGUGGAGAUCCUGCGGGCGGCCAAGGAAACCAUAGCCCUCGCCGAGGAGCGGCUCCUCGAGGAGGAGAGCCGCCAGUUUGACUCUGCCUGGCAGGAAAUGCUCAACCAUGCCACACAGAGGGUGAUGGAGGCAGAGCAAGCGAGAACACGCAGCGAGGCUGAGCACAGGAAGACGGCAUCCAACUACAACUCCUGUAUCAGCCACAUGAGGCAGUUGGAGAAGAAGCUCAAACGCUCCAUCAACAAAUCCAGACCAUAUUUUGAGCUGAAAGCCAAGUACUAUCUACAGCUUGAGCAACUAAAACGUCACGUCGACGAGCAUCAGGCCAAACUUGUGGUCGCGAAGGCCCAGUACCGCGAAGCGCUACGCAACCUUGAGAGCAUCUCAGAGGAGAUACAUGCCCAGCGACGCUCCCUCGCCAUGGGAACCAGGGAGCAGGGUGUGGGCGCGGAGGGAGAUGGAAGCAACGAGGACAUCGCCAACUUCAAGAUGGAGUCAGACGGCCUGUCAAUGGUGUCAGUGUCAAUUGACGAAGAGGGCAGUCACAGCAGCAGCUCAGAGGAGGAGACCAACACCUCCUCACCAGAAGCCCUGCCCUCGUCAGCGUCUCCUUCCUCCUCCCAUCCUUCCACCUCCGCCUCCACCCCCCUCGACACGCCCAGCCCUUACCCCCUCUCCUACAUCUCCACUUUGUCCUCCGUCCCCUCCUCCUCCUCCUGUCCCGGGAGCCUGAAGUCAGUGAGCCCCAGCAGCUCUCAUGACUCAGACUCGGUGUGCGGUUCUGGGCAUGCCUCACCUCUCCUUGGCCCUCGCAGCCAGUGCAGCGGAGCUUCCUCUCCAGACUGCGACCAGGAGAGAGGUGACAGAGCAGAGGGAGCAGAGGCCACGCUAGAAGCCGGUCUGAGUAAGCUAACCUUGACUGUUGCACAAAAACAAGGAGACUCUGGGGACGAACAAGACCCCCAGUACAUUAACCCUGAAGUAGCCUCCUCCAGCUCAGCUCCUGCCAUUGUGCUACUCAACAGUGUCUGAUGAGUGUCCGUCAUCCCUUAAAACACUCGCCGCGCCCGGCGUCAGGUCGCAGACUGGACUCCUCGGCAGAAGAUGCGGCACAGGGCAGGAUAAAGUGCUCGUUGUCAGCAAUGAGCGAUCGAGCUGCUCGCUCCAGACCGGGCUGGAAAUAUAUCACAAUACUCAUCAGAUGGUGUCACAUUAAUGGUGCUAUAUGUCGUGUAUUUGACCAACAGUAUAUCAGUGUUACUGUGAAUAAAUUGUGAGCGUAUUAUAGACAAAUAUGAGUAGGGACAGUAUUAGUGGUGGUCUGUAUUUCACAACACUAUUAGUGACAGGGUUAUUCAGCAAACUACAUUACCCAUAAACCUCCUUGCUUCAUAUAAGAAAGCUGAUUUCACUAUAGCUCUGUUUCUGUGUGAAGAACACCAUCUUCUUUUUGUGAAUUAAAGCAGUGCGGCAUAUCAUAGAGGCUGCUGCUCCUCUCAUUAACAGUGUGUGGCAAAGUUAAUAUGAUUAACUUUACUUGAUGUCAAAAUUCGGCUGGCUGCAGCACCAAGAGACAUUCUGCAUUAAUAUGAAGAGUGAGGCUUUGUUGGCUCCGAAUUUCCACAUGAGGAAUCAAACAGGAUGAAAAAAGAAAAUCAUCUAAAUCAUUUCCUUGAUGUUUAAAACCCCCGCUGUCAGUUUGAUGCAGGAGCCUAUUUUAUAGGAAUAGUUGUCAAGGAAGAAACUGAAGUACGAGCAGCACUCUGAGCACUAAACUAAAGAGACCUAACAUGUGACUGAACCUGGUGAGACAGCGAAAUGGUCUUCCAUUGAUAUUUGUGAAUGAGUGAGUCUAUGUAUUCUUGAGUGUGACAUGAAAAUCACCGUCUGUGGUGAUUCGUAUGUGAGGCAAAUGCAGUUAUUAUUUUUUUAUUUCUUGUGUCUGUUUUUUGACAAACGUUCAAGUACUCCCCUGUAGUACAGAUAUUCUAUAUUUAUACCCCUCUAUUCUUGUAUAUGAACAAUGUUUUGUGGUUACUGUUGUCAUUGUUUAACACAAAAUGAGCAAUAAACAUGUGCUUCAUGUAA